Messenger RNA from Megalobrama amblycephala (Wuchang bream), 4870 nucleotides. It is a transcript of the gene ros1, whose product is annotated as c-ros oncogene 1, receptor tyrosine kinase. The record is from RefSeq and is a predicted model, not a curated record. Gene Ontology annotation, biological process: positive regulation of kinase activity; regulation of TOR signaling; multicellular organism development. Gene Ontology annotation, cellular component: signaling receptor complex; membrane. Gene Ontology annotation, molecular function: ATP binding; transmembrane receptor protein tyrosine kinase activity; protein binding. Lineage: Eukaryota; Metazoa; Chordata; Actinopteri; Cypriniformes; Xenocyprididae.
GUUAAAGGGCCAUUGUCCAGCCAUGAUUACGUGUUACUGAUCAAUAUUUUAGGUUUUGGGAAUAUCCCUACUAUCAUGUGAACAUUUAAACUGUAGUUCUAUGCAGGCUGUGUUUUGAUUCCAGAAGGUCGGUGCAUGUGAAAUGGAAAAGAUUUGUGGCAAAAGGAAGGAAAUUACAGGUUUACAGUUUCUUUUAGCACUACUAUUUCUGCUUAUUUGUCUCAGAGCCUCAUCAGGUGAUGAAUGCCUUCUUGAUGCCUCACUUCACCCCCUGACAUCCAGAAGUGGCUUCAAACAGUGUACGGAUACCAGUUGCCAAAAUGUUGUUUGUCAGCUCGCAGCGCCUUAUUCAACCUGGAUUGGAUCUCAUAACAUAACUAUGACCUGGGAGUCCCUGAAUCAGUCUGAUGUGGUGUAUAUUCUUCAGUGGACCGGUCCUAGUCUGUCUGGGAUUUGGGCACAAGCAGAGAAUGUCACAGAAUCAACAUACACCGUCCAACAGUUGGAACCUUUUACCUGCUAUAAGUUCAGGGUUUGGGCCAUGAUAGCAGAAAUACAGGCUUGCUCUCCAUCAAGCCCUUGGUACCAGACAAAACCUUUUGGACUGCCCUCCAGCCCAUCCAUUGAGAGUAUUGAGAGCGUGUCUGGAGAGAGUGUGGAGGUUCGCUGGUCUCUACCUAAGAAACCAGGAGGACCCAUCUUGGGCUUCAACCUCAAUCUCACAUCCAAUGAACACGUCACCAGUGUCACAACCGGAGGAAAUGUAUUCUUCAACACAUUCUACCCAACCUUCCAUAACACUACAUAUAGGAUCUCAAUAGCUGCUGUAAAUCAAGAGGGCCAGGGUUCAGUUGCUGAAGGCAGCAUAACAACACCAGCACAAGUUGAGCAGAAUGGAGGCCGCUGGGUCUUUGCAUCCAGAUGGAACUCAUUAAGGAUGAGAGAAGAGGAUGCCGAUUUCUUCACCACAGCACUGUGCCUCUCAGAUAGUCUAAUCGAGAGCAACAUCACAGGGGUGGCAGUGCACUACAGUUCCAACCAUGUCUACUUCUCCGAGGGGACUCGUAUCUGGUCAAAAGGGGCUGGGAAUCUGACUGACCACUCAGAUCUCAAGCUUCUGCACUCUGCCCCGCUGGAGGUCACAGCACUGAGUGUAGACUGGCUUUAUCAGAGGAUUUACUAUGUUUCCAGUGGUAAGGUCUACUACUGUGGAUUAGAUGACUGUUCUUUUCCAGUGGUUAUGAAUCUCAACCUUUCCAGUGACGCUGUAAAUAUAAUUGCAGAUCCGUAUAAUGGAUGGCUGUUCUUGUUGCUGAGCAGUGGAAUAUACCGUUGCCCUCUUCCAGACGCUUCUGACCAACAACAUGAGAUGAGUCACAUCGUAAAAACACAUUCUGUCUCCAACUUUGUGGUCAGUUUCCUUAAUAAGAGACUGGUUUAUCACGACAAAAGUGAUCAAACGCUCAACGCCACAUCUAUGGAUGGAUUAUUUCCCGUUACGCUGUACACAAACGUUAACUUUGAAGCAAACAGCAUUGUUUAUGAGGACGAUUUCUUCAUGCUCACCAAUGGACAUGCACUUUAUAAACAAGUUGGCCAGAGUCAAGUGGCCGCCUUUAAUGAAUUCACUAUGGACUGUGAUAUCAUACAUAAUCAAAAUGAUGGAUUUGAUAAUAUCUGUGCUUUUAGCGCAUCUGCGCAACCUUAUCCUGUGCCACGAAGGCCAAGACAUCUACAAGUCCUGUUUGGAUCAGAUAAAGCCAAUGUCUAUUGGGAUAAACCUGAAAAUAUGAUUGAAGCUAGUCCAUCUGCCUGGCAAAACUGGACUUAUGCUAUAAACUGCUCGAUGAAUGAUUUGGUCGUGAUGAUAUUUAGUGGAAUAACUGGCACAAGUGUAACCGUACCAGAUCUGCAGAGCUUACAGCUGUACAACUUCACAGUCAGGGCUUGUUCUCCUGCUGGAUGCUCCAGAUCAGUCUCAUAUGAAGGAACAACUCUCCAGCCUGCCAAUGAGCCCCCAUAUAUUGCUGCUGCCAGUGAUGAUGAAAUAUGGAAGCAAGAUUUGGAUAGCAUUGAAUUUAUGGAAAAAAUUGUGUCUCAUAUUGGAGAUGUGCAAGAUAUGGAUUGGUAUGGUUCUACAAUCUACUGGACUAACACUUCAGGUCACAUUAACUGGAUUGAACUGGGAAUUCAGUCUCUGAGUGUGAUGACAAUGCCAUCACCCAUGAAUGCUGAAGCGCUGGCCUUUGACUGGCUGGGACAGUAUCUAUACUGGAGCUGCAACUCAAAUCAGAUAUGCCGAGGGUCUACAUCUGAUCACGGGGUUGAGAUAUUUCUUCAAGCAGAGCAGAAGAUUCUCAGUUUGGUGAUUGAUUCAUUGAAUGCUGCCAUCUACUGGACCACUGAAACAUCAGUAGAAGUCUGUAGACUGGAUGGAGAAGACUACCAACUCCUGGAUAAACUGAGUGUGUUCUCUGGGAAAGAGGUUGCUGGUAUCACUUUGAAUGUGAUUGAAGGAAAUCUGUAUUGGCUGGUGCAGGACGGCUCCUUGUUGAAUCUUUACAGAGUCAACAUCAGUCCUCACGGGACACAGAAGUCUAAAGCAGUAGAAUUUGCAAGAUGGACCACAUCUCAAAUCUCAUAUCAUCAAGUGGGCUCCUAUAGCGGACGAAUUGUUUGGCUGGAUGAAAACAAACAGCUCAGGAUUCAGGAGUUAAACCAAAACAACAGUGUCCUUAUGUCUUCCGACAAAACACUGACAGCUUUUUCUGUUGUACAGCAAAUGCUGAAGCCUCUUCCAGAUGGAUUCGUAUCUCUUCCUGUAGUUAUCCCACCUGCAGUUUCCAAAAUUGUUCUUGAAGGGAAUGACACAUUUUUUCAGAUACUCUGGGAACCCAGCAGUGUUGACUACGGCACAGUGAUUUAUUGUGUAGUGUCUAAAGAACUGUGGAAAUAUGUGGAAAAUGGGAAACAGCUUCAAAAUAAAUACCCCACCAGAUAUUGCCAUCCUGUUAAUACGUUUUCCGAAACAGUCAUAAAUGUCACACGAUUCAAACCAGGAACCAAAUUUGACGUCACCAUAACCCCUUUUUCAUAUUGGGGUAAAGGGGAAUCGACACAAACAACUUUCAUUACUCCAGGAACUUCAUUAGACACUGACAUGACAUUGAUUAUUUUGAUCGUAUCAGUCACUGCUGGAAUUACACUAAUUAUUAUAAUCGUCGCAGCAGUCAUUUGGCACAGACGCCAUAAGAAAAAGAUUCGUGGGACAGUUACACAAACAGGUGUGGACAUCCAUCCAGAUGUGGAGUUAGAGUAUAUUCGAGGUUUAGUUGGUCUUGGGAAUGCCUGCUUUGCCAUCAGUACCAUACCCGCCCAAGGAGAGAUUGAGUCACUUCCAGUGUUUCCCAGAGAAUGUCUGAAGCUCCAGAGGUUGUUGGGUAGUGGUGCUUUUGGAGAAGUUUAUGAAGGCGUUACAGUUGGCAGUCAAAUCAUUGGAGUUGUGCCAGAGGGGAGGAGUGUGGCUGUCAAGACACUGAGGAAAGAUGCCAGCGACUAUGAGAAAACGGAAUUCCUAAAAGAAGCUCAUUUGAUGAGCCAGUUUAAUCAUCCUAACAUCCUGCGCUUGCUUGGAGUGUGUCUGCUAAACGAGCCACAUUACCUCAUCCUGGAGCUGAUGGAAGGAGGAGACCUUCGUUCUUACCUGAGAGGAGCUCGUCCUACCAAUACCCACAAAGAGCUACUAACCCUCACCAGCCUUCUGGACAUCAGUUUGGAUGCUGCCACAGGAUGUGCUUAUUUAGAAAGGAUGCACUUUGUUCAUAGGGAUAUUGCCGCAAGGAACUGUUUAGUGUCAGUAAGAAGCUACACAGACCCAGAAAGGGUCGUUAAAAUAGGAGACUUCGGAUUGGCCCGUGAUGUGUAUAAGAACGACUACUACAGGAAGAAGGGUGAAGGUCUGCUUCCUGUUCGCUGGAUGUCACCAGAGAGUCUAACAGAUGGCAUUUUCAAUAAAUAUUCAGAUGUCUGGGCAUUUGGUGUGCUCUUAUGGGAGAUUAUGACAUUGGGAAAGCUACCGUAUCCCACAUACACCAACCAUGAAGUCUUAAGCCAUAUCAGUACAGGUGGACGAUUGCCUUCACCAGCAGGAUGUCCACAGAGAUUGUAUAAUCUGAUGAUGGGUUGUUGGAGUAAAGAACCAACUGAGAGGCCAAACUUCCAGUGCCUUGAGGAAACCCUGAGUAAAUUGAGAGAUUAUGAGGCGGAUAAAAGAGCAAACCAGAAUGGAGCUGAAGGUCAUGUGAACCAAGCCUACCAGGAAGACGAGGAGGAGGUCUGCACCGGUGUGGAUGAAGAUGAAGUUCUGGAAACUGGACUGUCUCCUGUGCUCAGCAACGAGGGACUAAAUUACUUGAUGUAUCGAGCUGAGAGCCCAGACAGUGUCCGAACAGACUCAUUGACACCCACUGAAGAUAGAUAAGACUAUAAUUGCCAAUGUGGUUGUUGAAGUCACUGGCACCUCAAGUUUGCACAAAAACCUGUGAGCUGGACCUCACUUUUGUAAUCUUUCUUGUAAAUACUGUAUAAUAAUAAUAAUAAUAAUAAUUAUUAUUAUUAAUAUUAUUAUAAUAGUUUUGUAUUGUAUAAUGUUGAAUGAUCAAUAAACAGAUAUCAAUAUUAUGCAAAACCAAUAGAUCUGUAUUCCAUUAAAGAAAUACCAGUACUUGCAAUUUUGCAAAUGAUUAAAUGGUUAAUGGUUAAAUUAUGCGAACAGAAAAAAAAUAAAUAUUCAUUUGAUGUAUAAUGUGUAAAGUUGAAAAAGUGUUUGCCCCCUUCCUCAGGACUUUGACUAGGCCACUCCAAAGUCUUC